Saccostrea cuccullata (small rock oyster) is the source of this 2292-nucleotide messenger RNA. Its product is annotated as putative carbonic anhydrase-like protein 2. The transcript is spliced from 7 exons. Gene Ontology annotation, molecular function: zinc ion binding; carbonate dehydratase activity. The annotation marks the transcript as partial. The record is from RefSeq and is a predicted model, not a curated record. Lineage: Eukaryota; Metazoa; Mollusca; Bivalvia; Ostreida; Ostreidae.
AAGGUUGAAGGGAUUCUUCAAAACACCGGAAAUGACAUCACUCUAACUUUCAAAAAUGACAUCAGAAACCAGAUCAACGUCACUGGUGGGCCUCUUUCCUACGUGUUUCGGAUCACUGAUGUCAAAUUUCACUUUGGAAGAAAACAACGGGCGUCCGAACAUCAGAUCAACAACAAGUCCUUUACAGCAGAAAUGCACAUUAUAGGAUAUAAUUCUGAAGUCUACAGCACGAUAGACCAAGCCAUGAAUGGAGUCAGAGGUCUAGUCGCCAUAGCUGUUUUUAUUGAGAUAGGCCUGGAAUCUAAUGAUCCCCUAGAACUGAUAACAAAGCGAUUAAAGAAUAUACCGAUGAAAGGUAAUAAAAUCAACAUAAGCUUCAACUUCAAUGACCUUAUUCCCAAUACAACGGAAUAUAUGACGUAUGAAGGAUCAUUAACGAUACCCGGAUGUCAAGAAAGCGUCACAUGGAUAAUUUAUAAUAAACCUGUAUACCUUUCUUCAGACCAGAUGAAACUCUUCCAAACAAUACCACAAAUGCGUUGGAUCCACACGAAUAGUAGAUCUGUCAUGCCACUCAACCAAAGGGUCAUACGAACCAACAUCAACGUCAAACAAAAAACUGACAUUUGUACGAUAGAACAACAUUUUAAUUACAAAGUAAAUGAAAUGUUUACUUCAUGACAAAUGAAUGGCCUUUCAACCCAAGGGCAGACAACCCUGGAUCUGCCACAGUGACGAAGUGCCACAACUAUAUAAAGAUCAAGAUUGCCGUUUCAUUUUGUGCUCACUUUUACAGAUUAUUAGCAUUCAUCAGAUGCUUGAAUGUUUAUGGUGCUAUAUGACUGGAUUGGUUUCCAUAUUUUUAAAAUCGACGAGUAUUCAACGUAAUGUUAUAAAAAUACGAAAAAGUAGUGUUUUUCAGCUGCAAUGCGCAAGUCAGAAACAUACCUGUGCGAUAUGGUACUACCCGGUGGUGCUAAAAUCACGUGACAUUAGAAUAUGCAACGUUUGACAUGAACUCACGUGUACGUUUGAGAUUUAUUUGUUUGAAAUAUUGCAAUGGGUGUUUAUGAGCUAAUAAUGAUUAUAACAUGAAAUCAAAGAAGUAUAAUUUUUGGAAAAUCAGAUUUUUUUAAGAAAACCUUAAAUAUAAUGAACUUUAUAACAGACGUUUUAACCGAUAUUGUUUAGAAAGAAUCUGAAGAAAAUCUUAUAUACUUUGUGGAUUUUUUUCCUCGUGUUUUUCAAAAAUUAUGUGAUGAAUCAGUGACAGUCACUACAACCCUUUGUCAACUGGCAUAUUUUUAUUGUGUGAGCUGUGUAGAGGGUUUUUCUAUAACAUACAUGCAGGCGUCGGAACGGGGGGUGGGGGUUAGCCCCCCCCCCCCCCCCCACACACACACACACUUUUUUUGCAAAGAUAGACAUAAUAUAGACAUUGAAUAUUGGGGUUUACCUUUUUUAUUGGUUUAGCCCCAAAUUUCAAUUAGCCAUCCCACUUUUAAUUUGCUUCCGACGCCUAUGUAUAAUCAAUAGAAUAGCGUAUUUUCUGGUUAAAAAUUGUUCUUUAUUUUAGAGGAAUUAAACAUACUGUAAGUUGUAGUGAGACGCCUAUUAAGUUUUGCUUUGUUUUCAAAUAAAUUUGAAAGUGCCAGGUAUACAUGAUAUUUAUUUCUGAAAUAUACCCCGAGGACGAAAAUAAGAUUAGUUUAUUAGGAUGUUUCAGACAAACAUUAUUUGAAAGCAUCCCCAUGAAGUCCUGUUAUCAAGUUUGAUAAUUUCACGCCCCUUAUGGGACUACAAAUUUGAGAACAUAGUUUUGCAUAUCAUGAUCUAACAGAAAUUUACUGUUAAAUUACAAAAAUCUUAGUGAGGAGUUAAUGUACGUUCUUUUAGCUGUAUGAAGAGACCAACGAGUUUACGAUAUAUCUAAAACGCAAUGUCAAGUCACCAUCCAGAAAAUCAAUUCCAUAGUUGUUUUUUUUUUAUCUCAAGAAAAUUAGACUCCACAAACAUAUGUUUCUACAGUAUAGAAUUUCAAUAUACCGAAACGGUGAAUUGAAUAUCAUGGGCAUUCAGUUUACAGUUCUAAAUAUGUGUUUUAUUUAUCAUUAUUAUCAGGAAAAGAAAGAUCCAUGAGGUUAGCGUUGUGGCCUAUGGGCCUUGUAUUAUGUAAGGUGUGUAUACAUUUGUAGAUGUGACAUAUCAUGAGAAUAUAUUCAUUUUUUAUCAUUGAUUGGUGAGUUUUAUAUACAAACAUUUUGUGAAGUGAUUGUUUUAAGUAAAAAUAAA